CCAAUCAGUCUCAGUGCCUACCUUCACACAUAAGCGGCAGGGCACUCAGGUCUGCCAGAGCGCACAGACCUACACAUACACACACACCUGCACACUUGUCACAUUCACACACACACCUUUCACACACUUAACACACCCACCCUCCCUCGUCAAGGCACCCUGCGCGACCUCUCACCAUUGGCCAAGUCCCGGAGCCCUCAGCAUCUCCAUCACGGCUGAAGGGACCAUUCGGGAAAGCAGGAGACAGAGGUGGAAUAUGAGGAUGCUCGUGCGGCUCGUGUUGGGACUCAUCGUCCUCAAAGCUGUGGUGGCCAGCCCCAGAUUUUCCCGCCAAGUGGACUUGGACACAUAUGACAGUGCCAACUAUGAUGUGGAUCUAGACAAUUUAAAUUUGGAGAACCAGGAUAUCUAUGACUACGAAGAUGGGCUAACAAUUGAUGAUCCUCAGAUAGAGAUUGGAACACUGGCCCCACCCGACUAUAACUACCCUGUACCCGAGGCCUCACUGGAAGAACAAGAACAAGAGGAGGAGGAGGAGGAGCAGGAGGAAGAGUUGCCCCUAAAACCUCAGCUCAUCCUUCAGGGUUCAGGGGGAUCUGGGGUUCUCAUGGGCCCAAACACACAGAAAGAGGUGGAGCUGCGUCUGACGCCCAUUGACAUCCUUCAUGUGUCCGGGGAUUUUGGGGGCUCCGUAGGGUCUGGGGCCUCAGGAGCUUCUGGGGUUUCUGGGUCUGGAGGCUCAGGAGACCUACUGGUCUCCAGCGGCUCUGGGGGUUCUGGAGACAUUGUCCUGAUCUCUGGAGCCUCUGAGGAGCUCCUUAGCUCUGGGGGAUCUGGGGAAUUCUUGGUAUCUGGGGAUCUCUUGAUUUCUGGGGAUUUCUUGAUAUCUGGGGAUCACUCAGGAUCUGGGGAUAUAAUGGGAUCUGCAACUUCUGGAGCCUCUGGGGACUUGGGCUCUGGAGGGAUUUCAAUUGAACUCCCCCUCGGCUCUGGAGGGUCUGGGGACCAGUCUGGUUCUGGGUUCUCUGGAGAUCUCUUGAUCUCAGGGGCCUCUGGAAGCUCUGGGGUUUCUGGGGACUCUGGUGAGUCCGGGGACUCAGGGAUAACAUUGAUAUCUGGAGAGGAGGAGCUGCCCCUUCCUGAGACUAUCCCCAGCGAGGCAUCAGGUGCUUCUGGGGAGUUCUCAGGAGCUUCAGGAACCUCAGGUACCUCUGGGGAUCUUGGAGCCUCUGGAGACUUAGAGUUAUCUGGAACCUCUGGGGAUUCUGGUGUCUCUGGCUCUGGAGACGCAGAGGUCCCUGAGGUAACUCUGGUCCCUGACACUGAUAAAGAGGAGGGGCUGCUUCCGACUACAACAGAACCCCCCCAGGAACGUACUGACAUUAUAGAAGGGUCAGUGAGCUCUGGAUUGCCAGAGCCUGAUGAACCUGAUGAGCCUUAUAAGCCUGACAGGACAGGUAUGCCCACUUGCUUGCUGUGCACGUGCCUUGGUGGUUCGGUCUACUGUGAUGACUUGAAGCUGGAUAGUGUACCACCUCUUCCCAAAGACACCACUCACUUCUACGCACGCUACAACAGAAUCACCAAGAUCAACAAGUCUGACUUCGCCUUCAUGAACAAGCUGAAGAGGAUCGACUUAACUGCCAACGAGAUAACGUCCAUCGAUGACAAAGUAUUUUUGGGUCUACCUGAGCUGGAGGAGCUGGUGAUUCGAGAAAAUCAUAUCUCAAGGCUGCCUGCUCUUCCAGAGACCAUGAGCCUGAUCGAUGCCAGCCAUAACAACAUUGGCACCAAGGGUAUUCACAACGAGGCGUUCAAAGAUAUGACUAGCCUGCUGUACCUGUACCUAACAGACAACCACAUUGAUUACAUCCCUGUGCCUCUACCAGACAGCCUGCGAUCUCUACACCUACAGCGUAACAAUAUUCAAAUGAUGCACGAGGACACAUUCUGCAACCUGAAAGAUUUCAACUACAUCAGGAACGCACUGGAGGACAUCCGUCUGGACGGCAACCCCAUCAACCUCAGCAGGACCCCCCAGGCUUACAUCUGCCUGCCCCGUAUACCCAUCGGGGAUCUCAUUUAACCACACAGACACAUACUACACUCUUGCACACUGACUCCCACAAAUACAACCACACGCACACAUCUUUGUACAUAUUGACACACACAACCACACACGCAGACAUGCAUACCAUUUAUCACCUCCUAAAACAAUUAAUUAAGUACAAGAUUCAAAACUGUCCUAAAUGCUGCUGAUGUUUUCUACAGAUCAGUAAAAACUGUGUGGAAAUGUAUGAUUGAUAAACAUUCACAAACGCAUUGAUUGAGUCAGAUUCUGGCGAUAAAGCACAUGUACACGUCUCUACUGCAACUUCUUCCUGUUGUUCAGAUCUUUAGGGAACUAACUCACCUACCAACAUGCAUGUACACACAUACAAAUACACACACAUUCACACACAAACCUAAGAACUCAAAAGCCAAACUGUUCCGCAACUUGAUUAAGAUUAAACAAUAGGUGGCAUUCGGAGAAAUCAGUUAAUUAAAAACCCUCAAAUGGCAUGUUUGUUUCUGUUUAGUGUCUGUUCAUGACUGGCAAAACAACCGGUAAUAUUGUUUAAAUAUGUUUGUUUUGUAAAAAUAAAAAAUAAUAAUAUUAAUAUUAAUGACAAAUCUAACACUUUUGGAAAUGUAUACUAGCAUAAACUUAUUGAAGCUGGAGCUUAAUGAAAGGAAAAUUGAGUAUCUAAUGCAAUAAAAGACGCAUUUAAACACAAUCAUUUGUUGUAAAGUCUGUACUGUAAUAUAAAAAUAUAUAUUCUAAAAAAAAUGAUUUUUUACAUGAACUGCAAUAUUUGGUAUAUUACAUUUCAAAAAGUGAUGUUUUAACCGUGCACAAUAGCCUAUUCCAAAGACUCUAAUGUCUAGAGUUGAUCAAAUAAAGACUAUUGUUUGAUUUGGGAGGGGGGUUGUUGAUUUUGAUUGUGGAUGGGGUUAAGAAUAAUGCUAAUAGCUUGCUAUUGUGUGCUCUGUAUGGAAUAACCACAAGUGAAUAAAGUUGUUUUGAAGACCUCUCCGAA
Molecule: messenger RNA, 3080 nt
Organism: Dicentrarchus labrax (European seabass)
Lineage: Eukaryota; Metazoa; Chordata; Actinopteri; Moronidae
Gene: epyc
Product: epiphycan
Exons: 10
Coding region: 257-2086 (609 amino acids)
Molecular function (GO): protein binding
Source: RefSeq, a predicted model, not a curated record